AUGGAGAACGUGCCCCCAGCUAUGGGCAGCGACACCUUUUUCCUCGACGACGCUGGGCUGCGCCCGAAGCACAACGCGAAGGCCUCGAGGCAAAAGCGAUCGCCCGCACUGAAUCUCAGGACCAACGCUGAUCGCGAAGAUGAGGACUCCCCCAACGAGUCUGGCCUUUUGACCCCACCGUCCUCCCAAACGCAAGAAGACAUGGACCCCGUGCGCAUGCUAUUCAGCCCACCUCCAGAGGACAUACUCCGGGAUGUUCACCGCUCUGCUUCACGUGCUCAAUCGGUCCCUACGCAACCCUUCUCACCAUCACCUGCCGACUUCAGUACUGGAGGGAGCUCAAAGCGCAAACGGAACGCUCACAAUCGGUCUGCCUCUCACACUGCAUUGGAGUCCAUUUUCAACGAGCCACCAGGUAGCCUUGUCGUCAAUGAGGCUACCCCCAAUCCCCGCCCUCGCAAGCAAACCAAUCACGGCUCCUCUCGCCGCUCCGCCAAUCCUCCGGAAGAGCCUGGAACACCUACGCGUGCUUCACAUGGUCGAAGCGAAUCACCCUCCAAGCGUGUGUUACUCCUCUCCCCUCAUUGCAGCAACCCGAGCGCGGAUUACAUCCCUCCCCUGCCCACUUUAUCGCAUCAAUCUCUUUCCUCGCGGAGACGAUCAACGACCCCGAUACCUCAUUAUGAACCUCCCGCGGAACGGUUUACUCCCCCUCGUGAAAUCAUCCACACCCCUCCUAGGAACACCCGCUCCCCCGAUAAAGUUACAAAGUCCAGCAAACGCAAGUCUACUGUUCCGAAGAGCAAAAAGAAACUCGUGUUGACCAUUAAGAAAGAGCCUCCAGAAAUUGACCUCAGCCUUCCACCUCCACCUGCGUCUCCCAGCGACGACCCCCUACUACUCAAGGGACUCCCAGGACCACCACGGCGCCGUAAAUCCGUCCUAGGUUCCGUAGUGACGGCCACUCCGCUAAGCUCCCGCAAAACCCCUUCAAUUGCCUCCUCAUCUGCCAGUCCCCCUAGUAAUGUCCGCACCGAACCUCUUCCUGAGUUGAACUCCAGCAGGGACAUCAGUAUGCAGCAGGAAGACGACGACGAAGACGAUUCAUUCGCCGGUGCGCCCCCGGCCUUCGAUUUCACAAACGUCCCGGAAGACACUGGCGCGUGGACGGACGAUUCAGAUCCCGAAGAGUUCGACCAGAGCGGGGAGUUCACAGGACGGUUUAAAGUCCUCACUGUGCCUACGAAGGCAGACCCACCGAGUAGUUGCACACGUAGCCGCCAGGAGGCUUGGGGCAACCCGUACAGCCCUUUCCCUGGCCCGCGACGUCGGAGUUUUCCGGCCUCCAGCUCUCCGCCCCUCAAAGCCGUCGCUGACCCGGAAGAAGAUGUGGAAGCCGGAGGAAGUCUUGACGACGAGGACGUAUUCUUCCUGGACAACACAGCGUUGGAUGCUUCGAGAGAGGGCCUCCCAGGAGAGCUUUAUCAGCAGUCCUAUGGCGCCGAGGAAGGUGACAGUACGGAGGACCAGCAGACAGCCCCAGAAACACCACCUCCCAGCAGCUCCGUCCUUGAACGAUCCCCGUCCCCCGUUCCAGUCGUUGAUGUCGAAUCUCAGGAAGACAGCUUCUCCAGCUCGGGGCAUCAAGUGCGAUUUGGUGAGGUGUAUGAGGACUUCUCUAUGGAAUUACACGGGGAGUCGUCCAUGGAGGACGCCCAGGUUGUCGACCCCAGCAUGUCCAUCCUUGAAAAUGAGUUGGAGGAAGACGAAGACGACAACGUUGAUGUUGAAGAUGCUCCCGAUCCACAUGACUCCAGCGACGAAGAGACUGUCGAUCGUGAGCUCUCCCGACCUUUGGAGCUCGACAGUGAUGAAGAGCACGAACACCAUGACACGCGCCCCAAACCUCCUACUGUCCCAACACCCCCACGUCCGGCGUUCACUCCUGCACGAUCACUAUCUCCUACCUCUGGUCCUCAAGCACGACCCAGAGGAUUCAUAUCCAUCACCUCCCCUCUCCGGCGGCACAAGUCUCCUGACAUCCAGGUGGUGUGCGACGCAUCGUCUAUGCCUUCUAUUCAAGCCGUCUUCGCGACACCUGUGAAUGCUCAGCCUCCCAGUGAAUCUGAAGCAGAGACAUCCCCGGCUGUGCCACGGUCCUGGGAGGAUGUGGAGAUUCCUGCGGAUGGCCCAGCUGUCGAGGAAACGUUGGUUGACGAGGGUUAUGUGGCAACCGACGCCGAGGACGAGAGUGGGGAUGAGAGUGGGGAUCUCGACGAUGGAGUUGUCAAGAUCACUAGCGACGACCCUCGGGUCGCUGCGCGCGCCGCGGCGAUUCUGAAGAUGCACGACUACAACCUCGUGAUCAAAGACCCUUCUCGCAAGCGUCGUCACUCGAGCAUCGAUUCCGCACUGCGUAAGGCUCGACGCCGUUCCACCAUGGAAGGUGCUGUUGGGAAGUCAAGCACUCCUGUGAACCGGCGUCGCACCCUUGGCGGUAUCGUCGGGGACAAAGUCUUCAUCCCUGGCAGUCCUCUGACGACAAUCCCUCAACUCUUGCAAGAUGCUGAGCGGUCUAUCUUGCAGACCCCGUCUCGCAACGGGUCGUUUUCCUUGGACGCUAGCGGCACUUUUAAGCUUCCUCUUCCCACUCCUAUCGACAGCCCAAUGUUCGAAACCCCACGUCCGGGAGCACGUGCAUGGGCUCGCCCGUUAUUCAACGUCGAAGGCCCCCGGGCAUGGUCCAAGGACGACUGGAAGCUAUUGGAUUCGUGCUUCACAGAUGAGCGACUUGCGCUUGGUGCCCACAGGGGCAUUGGCGAGGCGGUCCUGGGUCCUGUAGAGGACGUCGACCUUGAGAAAGUCGUGAACCGGUUCCUAGACCAGACCGGAGGAAUCCCUGUGGAUGAAUGCUGGCCUGGUUGGACGAGGGAGAAUCUCCUUCGGAGAGCACAUGCACUCCAGAAAAAGCAACGUUCUGGAAAGGCUGCCCCCCCUACCCCCAGCGGACGUUUCGGUUCUGUCACUCUUUCCGACGUUCCAGAUUUCACCCCUUUACCAAGCCGCCAGUCAUCGGUACAACCUGGUCUUGAACGACACGGUUCGAUGAGCUCGACAUCAGGUAGACCCGUGGUUCCCGCGUCGCUGCUAGCUCCCCGGUAUUCUCAUCUCCUCGACGAGGCAGUGGCCAUCUCCCGAAACGAGCCUGGUCCCUCCACGCCGCCCAACGCAUACCGCAGUGUAUCAGCACCGUCCCCCGCCGCGGCUGCCAGAGCGGAAUCUGAGGUCCCAGGCGCAGGUGACUACUCCAUGGCGAUGCCACCCCCGCCUCCCCCGCAAUCCAUCACUUCGCGAAUGAAGGGCUUCUUCUUCUCCUACCUCCCUCGCGCCACCAAGCCCUCCGCCGUGCGGAAACCCAAGAAACCAGCGCAUCCUGGCCUCCCCAUCCCCCCUCCCGAAGUCUUCGCCAAGCCGCGCGGCCCGAUCUCCACCCCCGUCUCGAAACCUCUCGAGCGCUCUGCGCACCCGAAGGAACUCGUCAACCUCAACCACGCCCCGCCCCCCAAGCCGUCUCGGAUCCCGCGCCCGGCGCCGCCGCGCAGGCUGGUAGAGCUGCACCCCGCGCCGGCGCCGCCGGAGCCGCGCCCGCGCUCGUCGAUGAGCGUGCUCAGUGACCGAAGGAGCAGCAGCGGAAGCGUGCGAGACCUCGUCAAGGGCUUCGAGAGCCUGGAGAAGCAGCAGGCGCAGGAAGUUCUUGACGACAGCACAAGGCUCCGUCGCGUGAAGAGCAUCGGAGAGUGGGUUGUUGCCGCGGGGCCUGGGGCCGCGUCGCGGGCGCAGCAGAGCGGCAAGCCUGCGUGGAAGUGA
This is a messenger RNA of Epithele typhae, 3867 nucleotides long. RefSeq lists its product as uncharacterized. Lineage: Eukaryota; Fungi; Basidiomycota; Agaricomycetes; Polyporales; Epitheliaceae. The transcript has 5 exons. The coding region runs from base 1 to 3867 and encodes 1288 amino acids. The record is from RefSeq and is a predicted model, not a curated record.